CCGCGACCAGUUAGUUCCAUUAAUAUGUUCCAGUGAUACCGACAACCAAUUUUAUCAAUUCGGCCGCUGUGUCAAGGAUAAAAACAAUUGCAAAAGACUGAAACAAAUCAGUGAAAUUUCGUAACUGCACACGAAUAAACAAUUGAAAUCGGACCGGAUAAUAAUGAAAGUUGUUCAAUCUGCGGUAUACGCUAUUGCCUUGGUGGUAGGUAUCCACGCUGCCAUCAAGGUAGAUCCUGAAUGCGUGGGGAUACGAGAUAGGAGCAUCUUCCGGCAUCAGACAGAUUGCUCUCGAUAUUAUUCCUGCAGAGGUGGAAGAUUUGAAGGGCACCAAUGUUUGGCAGGAUUGUAUUGGGAUCAAACAUACCGCAUCUGUCGUGCACCGGCGACGGUGAAUUGUAACCAAGGACCUUUUGUUACAGUGACUACUGCAAAACCGAUUCUGCCAACCGUCCCCCCAAUCAGAACUACAACCGUUGGCUCGAUAGACAUCGAAUCCAAUCCCAAUCUGUCGAAUUAUAAAUGUCCCAACACAGGAGUAUCGACCGUUCCUCACAAGAAUAGUUGUUCCAAGUAUGUUAUAUGCUUUGAUGGAACACCUGUCGAGCAAAAUUGUGCACCGGGACUGCAUUUCGAUGUCUUAUCAGGACAGUGUACGUUCCCUGUUUUCGCCAGAUGCAGCAUUCAGGGACAGAUUUGUCCAAUGUGGAACAAUCAUCGGGAAAUCAUUUUCAUCGCCGAUAAAUUCGAUUGUGCCAAAUAUUACUAUUGCUAUAACGGCGAGCCACAUGCCAAUAGUUGUGCACAAGGACUACACUGGGAUCCGCUUAACAACUGGUGUACGCCUGCUGAAGAAUCACGUUGUACUAAUUUUACCCCAUAUAAGGCAAUCAACGAAUCGCUGUUGACACCGAAAAAUGUACCCUGUGCCGACAAAUCCGCCCAUUGGGUUGAACAUCCAAGAAACUGCCGCUACUACUAUCUGUGCUACCAAGGUCAAUCAACACAGAAGCGCUGUGAUGUGGGAUUGUUGUGGGAUAGCAACACGGGUUCCUGCAACUUUCAGGAAGCAGUUGAUUGCAAAAAUGACAUGUGAAAACUGAUGAUUGAAUUAUAAAACUAAAAUAAACCUGCUUGCAAUAUAUCAAUAAUGUUGGUGAUGGGAACACUCGCUUUGUGAUGUAUUUUUGUGUAAACUGAAACUAAAAUCUAUACGCCGUUUUGUAAAGUUGUUUUGAACGUUCUAUCUUUUCUUAGACCGUAAAAUGUUGACAUAUAAAAAUAACAUUCGUAAACGGAAAUAUAACAAUCAUAAUACGUAUAGGUGGCAAAUGGUGAGAUAUACGUUAUGACUUCGAACGACUCACUUUUGAAUUAUUCAUG
Molecule: messenger RNA, 1383 nt
Organism: Toxorhynchites rutilus septentrionalis
Lineage: Eukaryota; Metazoa; Arthropoda; Insecta; Diptera; Culicidae
Product: protein obstructor-E-like
Exons: 2
Coding region: 164-1096 (310 amino acids)
Cellular component (GO): extracellular region
Molecular function (GO): chitin binding
Source: RefSeq, a predicted model, not a curated record